Molecule: messenger RNA, 3778 nt
Organism: Meleagris gallopavo (turkey)
Lineage: Eukaryota; Metazoa; Chordata; Aves; Galliformes; Phasianidae
Gene: SACM1L
Product: SAC1 like phosphatidylinositide phosphatase
Biological process (GO): phosphatidylinositol dephosphorylation
Cellular component (GO): endoplasmic reticulum
Molecular function (GO): phosphatidylinositol-4-phosphate phosphatase activity
Source: RefSeq, a predicted model, not a curated record
UCCGUGUGCGCUCUGCGAGCUUUGCCGUGCGCUCACUGCGGCGCUGCCUGAGAGCCAUUCUUAGGCCUGACCUUACAGUUCCGUUUAAUGGCCGUGUUUGGGAUCAGGGCACGCAGCUCCGUCCUUGGAGACUGGCGUUCGUGGUCUGCCGUAACGCUGUCGCAUAUAACACCAGAGAAGUUCUAUGUGGAAGCCUGUGAUGAUGGAGCAGAUGAUGUGCUGGCUAUUGAUAGAGUCUCCACGGAAGUCACUCUUACAGUUAAAAAAGAUGUUCCCCCUUCAGCUGUGACAAGGCCUAUAUAUGGUAUUUUGGGAACAAUACGGUUGGUGGCAGGGACAUAUCUUAUUGUAAUAACAAAAAAGAAAAAAGUAGGUGAGAUUUUCAGUCAUGCAAUCUGGAAAGCGACAGACUUUGACAUCCUCUCCUACAAAAAGACGAUGCUGCACUUAACUGAUAUUCAGUUACAGGACAAUAAAGUAUUUCUAUCAAUGAUUAGUCAUGUUUUGAGUGUGGAUGGGUUUUACUUCUCAACAACUUAUGACCUAACACACACCCUGCAACGAUUAGCCAACACCAGCCCAGAGUUCCAGGAGAUGAGCCUAUUGGAGAGGGCUGAUCCACGGUUUGUAUGGAAUGGGCAUCUUCUUAGAGAAUUUGCUGCUCAGCCAGAGAUCCAUAGAUUUGCUACGCCAGUGAUGCAUGGAUUUAUCUCUAUGCACUCUUGUUCUAUUAAUGGCAAGUGUUUUGACUGGCUGCUUGUUUCCAGAAGAAGCUGUUUCAGAGCUGGUGUACGCUAUUAUGUAAGAGGUAUCGAUUCAGAGGGACAUGCAGCUAACUUCGUUGAAACAGAACAAAUUGUGCAUUACAAGGGGAGCAAAGCAUCAUUUGUUCAGACCCGUGGAUCAAUUCCUUUUUUCUGGUCUCAGAGACCAAACCUCAAGUAUAAACCAAAGCCGCAGAUCAGCAAGUCAGUAAAUCAUAUGGAUGGCUUCCAAAGACAUUUUGACUCACAAAUAAUCAGCUAUGGAAAGCAGAUGAUUGUUAACUUGGUUAACCAAAAGGGUUCUGAGCUGCCUCUGGAGCAGACAUUUGCAAAAAUGGUGAACAGCAUGGCAAAUGGAAUGGUCAGAUACAUAGCAUUUGACUUCCAUAAGGAGUGCAGUCGGAUGAGAUGGGAUCGGCUUCAGAUUUUACUGGAUCAACUAGCAGAACAGCAAGAUGAGUUUAGUUAUUUUCUAGUUGACUCAGAUGGUAAAAUCGUGACUCAGCAGGAAGGAAUAUUCCGCAGUAACUGUAUGGACUGCCUGGAUAGGACAAAUGUGAUUCAGAGCUUGUUAGCACGCCGAUCUCUUCAAGCCCAGCUUCAGAGGCUAGGUGUUUUGCAUGUUGGACAGAGAAUUGAGGAGCAAGCAGACUUUGAGAAAAUCUACAAAAAUGCAUGGGCUGAUAAUGCUAAUGCUUGUGCCAAACAGUAUGCUGGAACUGGUGCCUUAAAGACAGAUUACACAAGAACUGGGAAGAGGACUCAGUGGGGCUUAAUAAUGGAUGGCUGGAACUCAUUAAUACGUUAUUACAAAAAUAACUUUUCUGAUGGAUUUAGACAAGAUGCUAUUGAUCUCUUUCUUGGAAAUUAUUCAGUGGAUGAAGUAGAAUCUGCUAGUCCUCUACAUGUCAAGAAAGAUUGGAAGUUCUUAGCUUUGCCUAUUAUUAUGGUGGUUGCUUUCUCCAUGUGUAUAAUUUGUUUGCUAAUGGCUGGUGAUACAUGGACUGAGACACUGGCUUAUGUGCUUUUCUGGGGAACUGCAAGCUUUGGAACUUUUGCCAUCAUCCUUUACAACGGCAAGGAUUUUGUAGAUGCACCCAAGCUGGUCCAGAAAGAGAAGAUGGACUGAAUUUGUGUGUGUGGAAAGCGGCUUGGUACUGAGGAUUCCUCAAGCCACACUUGGAGUCUCUACUGACCUGCUUUCCACACUAAAUAGUGGUCUUAUGGACAUUCUUCAUUGGCAGCGCUGGAGAGAAACAGUCUCAGUUGCAAUGGUCUUUGGAAUAUUGCAUUAGUGAAGGGCCUCCACCCACUUCACUGAGAAGUCAAUGGUUAAGGGCAGCUUUUCGGUUUCUGGAAUGCUGUAGAGUGUGAAGUGGAUCGCUGAAGCUCACUGUCCAUGUGUGCAGUACUGGCUGAACUUCGGUUGGCAGGAGAGAGAGCUCUGCUGUUCAUGUGUCAAAAUACCUGGAUGAUAAAGCGGUAAUAAGAGUUUCUAAUUGUGUUCUCUGACCAAAUAAGGCUUCAUAACAACAGAAAGUCUUGUUCCAAGGCUCGUAGCUGGACUGCUUUUGCUGUGGUAAGGUCCAAGUCCUUCAUGCAUAUUUGUGUGGGGGAUUUUUUCACUAAAUAUUCAGGAUUUUUUGAAUCCUAGCGCUCCUCCAGAAUUACCUUUUUGUUCUGUGUUGUCUAUGACUGAUGCAAUAUUCUACUAAUCAUUGUUUGAGUGAGAGUUGUAAUUGGAUGCUCCUGAAGUUGCAAAUGUCUUGCACUGUUUCAGUACUGCAGUCUCCAGAUGAUGAUUCAUUAGUUAGCUCAUGAAAAUACUUUUUUCUUUUUUUCUAAGGAUGUAAAUGAAAUCAAAGAAUGUAAAACUCCUUGCGGGGUUUAUCAAAUCCUCCUUAUGCUAAAGGCCCAAAGUACUCCAUCGCUUCAAGAAUGGUUGCAAUGCAAAAGGUGAACUUGGUAUUGUUUUCCUAGUCAGCUGUCUCUGUUCUUUUUGUUAUUGUUGUUGGAAUAAUUUACAAAAAAAGGAGUAUGAAUCGGAGGAGGAAAUGUCACCCUAAUGCCAUGUUGCACUUGGGAGCAGCUUCUUGCUUUUCAUGCAUGAUGAUGUAACACACUUUAAAGAAAAAAAAAAUUUUUUAAAGCUACAAAAUAACAUGUGCUGGUUAACAAUAAAUGCGUGUCUUUAAAUUUAGUGCUUCCAAGCUGUAUAAAAAUAAGUAAUCCUACUCGAGGACCAAUUUUAACUAUUUUGUCACUUAUUUUAUAUGGUUUGUUCAAAACCAGCCAUGAAACUUGCUUAAGGCACUGCGCAUUGUUUAAUAUUUCCUGUAAGUACGGCUGUAUAUUCAGAUUGCAGUUAUAAAAUGUAAAUGGAGGGAGAAAUGUGUAGGAUCUUAGAGCUAGCACAGUUGUCAUUACUGAGGUUAGAACACAAAGCACUCAUACUCCAGUGUUUCACUGUGUUAUGACUGAAACUGUGUACAGACUUUUGCAGUUAUCUGUUCACUUUAACCUUGAAUGUCACUGGAGGCCUCUGGUUCUUUGUGAGCAUAACCUGUGCAUAAACAUCAGUACUCGCCAUGCCUCUGUCUGCUUCUAGAUGCUGUGCUGGGAAUACCAGUUGGUGGUUAACUGGAAACUCCUCUGACUUCAUUUUCCAGUGUCACCUGUCAUGGACGCAAAGUGCAGGAACACCAUAGACUCAGUAUAUAAUGGUUCUUAUGGCUCUUGGGCAGCUGCCCUUUGAAACUCUGUUCUGUUGUCUUGCAGUCUAGAACUGAAUCUUUGCAGCUUUUUAAAAAAUAAACACAAAAUAACAGUUUUGUUGUGGCAAAGACCAGCUGUGGAGUGUGUGUACGGAUGGAGGGAGAGACACAGGUUAAUGUGGGUUCUCAAAGCUGGAGGGCAGCCAGAGCUCAGUGCUUUGCAAAGAGUCUGUAUUGCUGAAAUCACAACAGUGUACUCAUCAAUGACAAUAAAAAAAAUCUGAUUUUUCUAGAUCCUGG